UUGAUGAGAAACCAUAAACAUACAAAGGUUUGAGUGCCUAAAAUGUAAAUUGACACUAAUUUUCUUUCGUUGCUUCUACUGCUUGUCAUUAAGGACGUUUAUAGAUACUCUUUGAUCUGGAGAUUGAGAGUUCAAUUGUCGGGAAGAGAUCCAUGGAGUGGGCAACGCUUCAGCAUUUAGAUCUCCGGCACGUCGACCGGAGCUCUAAAACCUUGCAGCCUCACGCUGCCGCUUUCCACCCCAUUCAGGCACUCGUAUCUGUAGCCGUCGGCACGUACGUCAUCGAAUUUGAUGCAUUUACUGGAUGUAAGAUCGCUGCCAUAGACAUCGGAUCGCCAGUUGUGCGCAUGGCUUAUAGCCCGACAAGUGGGAAUGCCAUUAUUGCUAUACUCGAGGAUUGUACAAUUCGAUCAUGUGAUUUUGAUGUUGAGCAAACCUGUGUGCUCCAUUCUCCUGAGAAAAGGACCGAACAGAUUUCUUCAGACACAGAAGUUCAUCUUGCCUUGACUCCCCUUCAACCUGUAGUAUUUUUCGGUUUUCAUCGCAGGAUGAGUGUGACAGUUGUUGGAACUGUCGAAGGUGGGAAAGCACCUACGAAAAUAAAGACAGACUUGAAGAAACCUGUUGUCAAUCUUGCAUGCCACCCACGACUUCCUGUUUUGUAUGUAGCUUAUGCAGAAGGUCUAGUUCGAGCUUACAAUAUCCAUACAUAUGCUGUUCAUUACACUCUACAACUUGAUAAUACUAUUAAGCUGAUUGGUGCUGGUGCGUUUGCAUUUCAUCCAACACUGGAAUGGCUAUUCAUUGGUGACAGGCGUGGGACACUUAUUGCAUGGGAUGUAUCCACAGAGAGGCCUAUGAUGAUUGGAAUCACGCAGGUUGGUUCUCAGGCAAUUACGUCCCUUUCUUGGCUACCAUUGUUGCGGGUGAUCGUUACACUGUCCAAGGAUGGAAGUAUCCAAGUCUGGAAAACAAGAGUGAUACUGAAUCCUAACAAGCCUCCUAUGCAAGCAAAUUUUUUUGAGCCUGCUGCAAUUGAAUCAAUUGAUAUCCCUCGGAUUCUUUCACAGCAAGGGGGAGAAACAGUUUAUCCACUUCCAAGAGUUAAGGCUUUAGAAAUUCACCCAAAACUGAACCUAGCAGUAUUGCUUUUCGCGAGUAUGAGCGGUGGCGACAAUAGGAAAAACAAAGCUGCUUAUACCAGAGAAGGAAGGAAACAACUCUUUGCAGUUCUACAGAGUGCACGAGGAUCAUCGGCGUCUGUAUUGAAGGAGAAACUGGCAGCACUUGGUUCAUCUGGAGUAUUAGCUGAUCACCAGCUUCAAGCAAAGCUGCAAGAGCAUCACUUAAAAGGGCAAAACCAGCUUACAAUAUCAGACAUAGCACGGAAAGCUUUUCUUUACAGUCAUUUCAUGGAAGGUCACGCCAAGAGUGCUCCAAUAUCUCGAUUACCUCUCAUUACCAUUUUGGACACUAAACAUUAUUUGAGACAUGCCCCUGUCUGCCAGGCAUUCCAUCUGGAGCUAAACUUUUUUAGUAAAGAGAACCGAAUUCUUCACUAUCCUGUCAGAGCUUUCUAUGUAGAAGGGGUCAACCUUAUGGCUUAUAAUCUCUCCUCUGGGGCCGAAACUAUAUACAAAAAGCUUUAUACCUCGAUUCCUGGAAAUGUAGAAUUCCAUCCUAAGAACGUGAUCUAUAGCAAAGUGCAACACCUGUUUCUCAUUGUUUAUGAGUUCAGUGGUUCAACACAUGAAGUGGUUCUUUAUUGGGAAAACAUAGAUUCUCAACUUGCAAACAGUAAAGUCACCACAGCUAAAGGUCGGGAUGCUGCCUUUAUUGGUCGUAAUGAAAAUCAGUUUGCAAUUCUUGAUGAGGAUAGGACAGGACUUUCUUUAUAUGUUUUACCGGGAGCAGCUACACAAGAGUCCAAUGAAAAGAACAUGGAAGUUAAUCUAGACCAGACCGCAGAAAAGGAUGUUGCCAUGGUUAAGGGUCCUCAACAGUUUAUGUUUGAGGGUGAAGUUGAUCGGAUUUUUUCUACUCCAAUAGAGUCAACUGUGAUGUUUGCUUCCUAUGGCGGUCAGAUUGGCUUGGCAAAGCUUUUACAAGGAUACCGUAUCUCAAAUGCUGAUGGCCACUAUAUAUCAACAAAACCUGAAGGGAAAAAAUCUAUUAAAUUGAAACUAAAUGAAAUUGUGCUCCAGGUACAAUGGCAAGAAACUCUUAGAGGCUAUGUUGCGGGUAUACUAACCACACACAGAGUCCUUAUUGUUUCUGCAGAUCUUGAUAUACUUUCUUUCAGUUCAAGAAAAUUUGACAAUGGGCUUCCUUCAAUAUCCUCAAAUGCAUUAUUUAUUAUCAUCUUUGAAUUCUCUUUUGUCCUUUUUAUCUUCCCUCAAUUAUUAGGAUUCUUAACUUGUGAUUACUAUAGAUCCCUUUUAUGGGUUGGCCCUGCACUGAUGUUUUCUACCACGACUGCUGUUUGCAUCCUUGGUUGGGAUGGAAAAGUGAGAAGUAUUCUAUCUAUUAGCAUGCCCAAUGCAGUGCUUAUUGGAGUCUUGAAUGAUCGUCUACUGCUUGCAAACUCUACAGAUAUAAAUCCUAGACAAAAAAAGGGGAUUGAAAUUAAGAAUUGCCUAGUUGGACUUCUUGAACCACUUCUAAUUGGGUUUGCCACAAUGCAACAAUACUAUGAGCAGAAGCUUGAUCUUUCAGAAGUACUAUAUCAGAUAACAACCAGGUUUGAUAGCUUGCGGAUCACUCCAAGAUCACUUGAUAUACUUGCCAGUGGCCCACCAGUUUGCGGUGAUCUAGCUGUAUCAUUAUCCCAAUCUGGCCCACAAUUCACCCAGGUAUUGCGAGGGACAUAUGCAAUCAAAUCACUGCGGUUUUCUACUGCUUUAUCUGUUUUGAAAGAUGAAUUUUUGCGAUCUAGAGAUUAUCCGCGGUGCCCCCCGACGUCUCAUCUUUUCCACCAAUUUCGACAGUUGGGAUACUCUUGCAUUAAGUAUGCUCAGUUUGAUAGUGCAAAAGAAACUUUUGAAGUCAUAGGAGACUAUGAAAGCUUGCUAGAUCUAUUUAUAUGCCACCUUAACCCUAGUGCUAUGAGGAGACUCACCCAGAAGUUGGAAGAGGAGGGUGGAGAUCCAGAGUUGAGACGAUAUUGUGAACGGAUUUUGAGGGUACGGUCUACUGGGUGGACACAAGGUAUAUUUGCAAACUUUGCUGCUGAAAGUAUGGUUCCCAAGGGGCCUGAAUGGGGUGGUGGUAAUUGGGAGAUUAAGACACCAACCGACUUGAAGAGCAUACCGCAGUGGGAGCUGGCUGCUGAGGUGAUGCCCUAUAUGAGAACCGAUGAUGGUACAAUUCCAUCUAUUGUAACAGAUCAUAUUGGUGUUUAUCUGGGCUUAAUCAAAGGAAGAGGCAAUGUUAUCGAAGUCAGAGAGGAUGCUCUGGUGAAAGCAUUUAAAGCCGAUGGGCAGCAAACAUCCACAGUAGCAUUAAUGGCUAGAGGAGUAUCUGAGAGUCAAUCAAAGGGUGGUGAUUUGAUGAUGGGUGUUGAAAGUCUUUCCAAACAGUUUUUGACUUCUAACAACGUUUUAGUAGAUGAGCAGGCUAAAGCGGAAGAAGAAUUCAAGAAAUCACUGUAUGGUCCAGCGGCUGAUGGUAGCAGCAGUGAUGAAGAAGAAACCUCAAAGAAGAAAAAGUUGCUAAUUAAAAUCAGGGACAAGCCUGUUUCUUCUGCUACUGUAGAUGUAGAUAAGAUCAAAGAAGCUACAAAACAAUUGGGCGUGCCAAUGGCUAGAACCAAGUCACUCACUGGUUCAUCACCAGAUCUUGGACUUCUAGUAUCACAACAACCCUCGUCUCUACCAGGAACUGUGACCUCUCCUGCUGUUUCUAGUCCUACGGACCUAUUUGGAAUGAAUUCACUGACACAACCUGUGCUGCAGCCUGCUCCUCCGGCUAAGGGAGUAGGAAUGACAGUAGGGCCCAUUCCUGAGGAUUUUUUUCAGAAUACUAUAUCAUCGGUUCAGGUUGCUGCUUCACUACCUCCGCCCGGUUCAUUCUUGAAUAAAUAUGAUCAAAGUUCUCAGGGAGUUGAAAGCAAUAAAGUUGAACCUAACAACGCCGGUGUUAUUCCAGCUGAUAUCAGUCUUCCUGGUGGAGGAGUACCUCCCCAAGCAACAAGUCAACCAACCAGCUCAAUUGAGUCUCUAGGGCUUCCAGAUGGUGGUGUACCUCCACAAUCCAUUGCUUCUCCCGUGAUUCAGCCUCCCACUGCCAUGCAACAAUCUCAGUUUCAGACGGUCCAUGUCUCAACGGCAGCACAACCCCUUGACCUAAGUGCUCUUGAAAAUACUGGAGCUUUACAACCACCUUCUGCACGUCCAACUUCUCCAAAAGCUGUGCGUCCUGGACAGGUUCCUCGUGGAGCUGUUGCUCCGGUUUGCUUCAAGACUGGACUUGCCCAUCUUGAGCAAAAUCAGCUCCCAGAUGCAUUAUCCUGCUUUGACGAGGCUUUCUUGGCAUUGGCUAAGGAUCAAUCUCGUGGAGUUGACAUCAAAGCUCAAGGAACAAUAUGCGCCCAAUACAAAAUUGCUGUCACUCUUCUUCAGGAAAUCAACAGGCUGCAGAAAGUCCAAGGGCCUAGUGCAAUAAGCGCGAAAGAUGAAAUGGCAAGAUUAGCACGGCACUUGGGUUCGUUGCCACUUCUUGCUAAGCACAGGAUAAAUUGCAUACGAACAGCUAUCAAGAGAAACAUGGAUGUACAGAAUUACGGUUAUGCCAAGCAGAUGCUUGAAUUGCUGCUGUCUAAAGCACCCUUAAGCAAACAAGACGAACUCCGAAGCUUGAUUGACGUUUGUGUCCAAAGAGGCUUGUCCAACAAGUCCAUCGACCCACUAGAAGACCCUUCACAGUUUUGCGCAGCCACACUUGGCCGUUUGUCAACCAUCGGGUAUGAUGUCUGUGAUCUUUGUGGGGCCAAAUUCUCUGCUCUAUCUUCACCCGGAUGCAUCAUCUGUGGCAUGGGCAGUAUAAAAAGGUCUGAUGCGCAUGUGGUAGCCGUUCCUUCCCCGUUUGGCUAAAGGUAAACUGUAUAUUUAAUGGGUUUGUACUUUAUUUGGCCAAAGGGCAGUGUCCUGUAGAGCAUAUAUUCAUAGAUCAAUCAAUUGGUUGGAGAGUGCAUGCUUUUGUUGUAGUAUUUGCUCCGGGUAUUUUAUAGAGCUCCGUUUAUUAGUCCCCUUAUAACACCUUCCCUACCACUGGUUUAGUGGUUUUGCAUCCUUUUGAGCAUGUUUUUGCGGUAGUAAAUAUUUGUAUUACGCACUCACAUUCUUUGUAUUGUACUCCGUACUUCAUAGGUCUCCACAUUCCAUUACAUUAUGUGCUGUAUUAGAAGUAUUGUCAUGUUUGCUAGUACUAAAUUUUGUGGCUUAGG
Messenger RNA from Cuscuta campestris, 5443 nucleotides. The record is from the annotation of a GenBank genome assembly. Lineage: Eukaryota; Viridiplantae; Streptophyta; Magnoliopsida; Solanales; Convolvulaceae.